AUGACGGGUACAUUCAAAUGGCACUCAUGCUCGGGAGAAGACUUCCCGCUAAAGCGGUACAAAGUACCCAAAGCUUGCAACAUAUGUCGAGCCAAGAAGAUGCGUUGCGAUGGCAAAUUGCCUUGCAGCCGAUGCAAGCAGAAUAAAUAUCCGUGCAAUUAUGACGGAAAUACCACCAAAAAUAGGCCGACGGUGAAGAAAGCAUCUUUGAACGGUAACACGACGAUGACGACCACGGCGUCAAAUGACCGCACAUCGCCCGAGGAUACAUCAAUGAAACGCGAAACAUCAUCAUCAUCUCAGGAACGGUUUUGUCUUCGAUCGUUACGGAAACUGAAAACGCCCAACGAUCUGUUUGCUUCCAUUCGUUUGAAUAUCAAGCAGUAUUUAUCCAACAGUCAAGUGCAACCACUGUUGAUGGAUUAUUUUCACAUUACUACCAAACCUCCAUCCAUUUGGACGAAGUUCAUUCGUCUGUUCCGUAAAUGGCAUGCCUCGGGAUCCAUCAUUACAGACACCGCGUCCGAACUCAUCAAAGAAGUGAUGGCCAUUUUCAUGACCCAUAAUAGUCUGUACAGCACCUUUAUCGAUUAUCAAGAAGUCGCCGUCUUUCUCGAUCUGUCGCCGUUAUCCAUCCUGUUACCAGCUUCCAACGUGAACACCACCAUGGCCACCCACACCCCAUCGGAAGGUUCCGUUCCGAUCGUGGACAUGGCUCUGAUUUACAGUAUUUUCGCUCUCGUUUUUCUCGCCGCUUAUCAGACACUUGAAACUCCGGAAGAUCUGCUAAAGUACGCUUACGCUUAUUACCGGCAGGCGCAUCAACAGUUCCUCGAAGCGAGCUUCCCAUCCACCACUUCGCCAUCCCUUUCAUCCUCCUCUCUCCUCAAGCUAGCACAAACCUCCAUUUUAUUAUCCCAUUUUCAGUGUUCCGUGAUUUGCGAGGAACAGGCACUGAUCAUGGUCCGGAUAGGCUUAGGUUUUGUCCAACGAUGUGAUCUCCCGUCCGACAUGGGAGAUCAUGCGACGAACCGUCGUUUCAGCAUCACAAAUACCAUUCUUACAAGCUGGCAUGUCUGGCUGUCGUUCUAUCUUCAACGUGACAAUUGGAUCACCAUGGAUCCCCAACCACCGACGCCACAGUUACCGAUGUCGGAGAUUCAAGGCAAGGAAGGAGAGGUUCGCUGGACAGCCUAUGUGCUCGAGCUCUAUACGCAGUUCUUGACUAAAUAUUUGCGAUCCAAUCAUCAUCGAGAAAGCCCCUCCCAUACUGAAGUUCAGAAUCGGCUCAAAACGCUUGAACGUGCUUCGAACAUAUUUCAAAUCAGUUCAGCGAGUCCGGACCAUGAUCGUCAGAUUCAUUCUGGGAUCGGUCAACGCGCACACAUCGUCGCUCUGUAUCAUGAAGUACUCAAGAUCCAGUUGUUCGCCACCCAACUGCCGCAAUCCAUCCAGUUCUUUUUAAACGAUAAUCGGAUCGGGAAUAAACCCAUAGCUCCGGAUACCGUGAUGCAUGACCAAGGAGUCAACACCAGCACCGUCCCCGACAAAUUCAAAGAUCUUGAUCGAUUCUCUUUCGCCACGCUCGAAAAGACGAUGCAUUCCGCCAAUCAUCCUGCGCUCCAAGUAUGCAUUUCUGCGGCGAAUGCCAUUAUCGAUCUGAUCCACCAAGACAUCACUCAACAUCAGGAAACCAAAUCCCACUUUCCCACGUGUCAAUCCUGUUCCUUGUUUUAUCCUCUCUGUUUAGCAGCUUCCGUUCUCGUGUUUACUUUCCGUCAACAAAAAUUCACGCCUGUCAAAGAAUCCGCUAAACCGACCGAUCACGAUACGACGACAACAUGGGUCUCCCUCUUUCAUCUUCGCGAUGUCUUGCGACAUUUCACCGUCCAUAAAGAGGUGGCCAAUAUGCUAUUUGUGCAAUUGUCGCGGUCGCUGGUAGUCACCGCAAAUCCACCCUGGCAGCAAGCCAUCAAUGAAGUAAGAACAAACAAGUACAAGCCAGCACCCAUGGUCGAUACACCGUCGUCCACUUGGGUUUCGAACCUGUCGGACGAAGCGCUGACAUCCAUGAUUGUGCCGACCCAAGGCCGGUUUAUGAACCAAGCAAGCAUGUCAUUUCCUCCGCUCGACGUGGUGUCUCGAGCGGAUGUCGACCGAGAACAGUUGAACAAAUUAUCACACAACAUGAAACCGGCUCAUCACCAUGGUCUGUCCGUGAAAGCACUGUCAGGCCGGAAACGCUCGGCCGUAUCCCGCACUUCGGGGAAUCACGACGGGUCGUUGGGUCAGAAACGGGACUAUUUCUCCAGUACAUUCCCAGAUUCGACCAUGCCGCAAGCCAACUUGACUCCAGUCCCGACCAGCAAAAAGCUCUGUCCAGACAGAACCUUUGAUCACGAUACGCUGAUGCGUGGACGGCGUCCAUACGAUCUUGCCAUCGAUUUGAAUCCUCAUCCACACGUAUCGAAUGACCCUUCGGCCGCAGCGCUUCAUAUGUAUACAAACGAGUAUCUGAUGAUGCUUCCAAUGCAACAUCAAUUGGAAUCCUCUGAUCCCAUUUUCUAUACCACGACCAUGCCCCACCGUGACCGGGUCGUUGUACCGCCCACUCCGGGCAGCAGUAGCAGUAGCAGCGGCAGCAGUUUCAAUACAAUGAUCACACCGAAAUUGCCACUUCCACAGCCCACAUUGCAAAACACAACAUCGAAAUACUAUUCGUCUCGACAAAUGCGGUAUUGGAAUGAAUGCUUCACAUCGUCUGUUAGAGAAACGUUGCACAAUGGACCGUCGAUUCCAUUGGAAUCAUCGUUUGGUACCGCUCUUUCCAUGAGUUUGAAUGUGGAUGAUCCAUCCACCUUGGAUCCUACAACGGCUCUGGUCUCCCCGUCGACAGGCCAGCCGUCCAUUGAUGGAGACAACGAUCAGGGAAUGGUAUUUUUAUUCAAUGGCACGGAAGAGCAGUCCUUGUUGAAUAGUCCUCCCAGCUGGAUCUCCUCUCAAAUCGAGCAACUGAGAAAAUCGACCACAGACAAGGCAGACCCACGGUCAUUGUCACAACAGACGUCUUCUGGGGAUGCCGAAGAGGAUAAGGAUCACACGCAUUCCACGGCACAGACUCCGUCUCCAUGGUCUACCUUUUCAGCCGUUAGCAUUGCCACCCAAACCCAAGCCUAUGCAUCCUCGACUGUGCUGAUGGACACCAUCGUCUCCCCUUCCGUCACAUCGACCACCCCACGAACCGUCGAAGGACCGUCCGUCGAUGACAGCAAUACCAUGUUUACGCAGGACAAUCACUGGAUCAGCACAAAGAUAUCCGAUGGUGAUGUUCUGUCGUGGAACUAA
This is a messenger RNA of Radiomyces spectabilis, 3345 nucleotides long. RefSeq lists its product as uncharacterized. The transcript has 3 exons. Gene Ontology annotation, biological process: positive regulation of transcription by RNA polymerase II. Gene Ontology annotation, cellular component: nucleus. Gene Ontology annotation, molecular function: zinc ion binding; sequence-specific DNA binding; DNA-binding transcription factor activity, RNA polymerase II-specific. The record is from RefSeq and is a predicted model, not a curated record. NCBI's taxonomy places the organism in Eukaryota, Fungi, Mucoromycota, Mucoromycetes, Mucorales, Radiomycetaceae. The coding region runs from base 1 to 3345 and encodes 1114 amino acids.